Molecule: messenger RNA, 6922 nt
Organism: Cercospora beticola
Lineage: Eukaryota; Fungi; Ascomycota; Dothideomycetes; Mycosphaerellales; Mycosphaerellaceae
Gene: POL2
Product: DNA polymerase epsilon catalytic subunit
Biological process (GO): DNA replication proofreading; nucleotide-excision repair, DNA gap filling; leading strand elongation
Cellular component (GO): nucleus; epsilon DNA polymerase complex
Molecular function (GO): DNA binding; single-stranded DNA 3'-5' DNA exonuclease activity; DNA-directed DNA polymerase activity
Source: RefSeq, a predicted model, not a curated record
CGCAACAUCACCGCCGCCGAGCCACGAAUAACGACAGAAAUGACCACAUAGACGAUUCAAGUAGCAGCCCGACCGGCUGUCGACCACACGACACUUUUCACCAUGCCUGUUCGCCGCAAAGAAGGCCGCUCCAAAUUCGGCGCCAACAAGUCGAAUACACUCAAAGCAGGCAAGGUGCGAGUGGUCGAUGCUUCGACCUUGCGAUCCUCCGAACAGACACAACAAAACGAACGUAUAGAAGCCACGAGACUUGCCCACAAAAUCGAUGAAGCGCAAGGAUUCGAGCGCUUCGAGGCGGGGAAAAGGCGCGUAGGAUGGCUCAUAAAUAUGCACAGUACCGCCAUUGAAGAUGAGAAAGUUCCUGGCGGGAGAGCUGCUGUGGACUUCUACUUCAUUGGCGACGAUGGGGAACAGUUCAAGGCGAGCGUCGAGUACCAGCCCUAUUUUCUCAUCGGCGUGAAGAAAGGGCGAGAGGCAGAAGUGGAAGAGUGGGUAAGAAGAGCCCAUGAGGGGCUAGUCAGAGGGGUGGAGAGGGUCGAGAAAGAGGACCUGAAGAUGCCAAAUCACCUGCUGGGCUAUCGAAGGACAUUCCUCAAAUUGACAUUCGCCAAUGUCACCGAUUUACUGGCUGUACGGCGCGUCCUACUGCCAAUCGCGGAGACGAAUAAGAGCAAAGUUUCAGCUAUGGACACAUACGCCGAGGUUGCGAGUGCCAAUGCGGGCUUUGAUCUGUUCGAGGAUCAUCACGAACCGGAACGAGACCGACGACCUGGUGGUAUUGCAGACGCAAGCGAUUUCAUACAGGACAUUCGAGAAUACGAUGUGCCUUACCACGUUCGAGUCGUCAUUGACUUGGACAUUCGGAUAGGGAAGUGGUACAACGUGGAGGCGAAGCAUGGACACAUUACAUUGAGCGGCCUGGAAGAUCGGUUAACACGAGCGGAUCCUGUGGUAAUGGCCUACGAUAUUGAGACGACAAAACUGCCGCUGAAGUUCCCGGAUGCAGCUAUCGACCAGAUCAUGAUGAUAUCGUACAUGAUUGAUGGGCAAGGUUUCUUGAUCACCAAUCGUGAAAUAGUCUCUGAAGACAUCGAGGACUUUGACUACACUCCGAAGCCUGAAUUCGAAGGACCUUUCAUGAUCUUCAAUGAGCCGAAUGAGGAAGCUGUAAUCGAGAGAUUCUUCAGCUGCAUCAAGGAAGCUCGACCCACAGUCAUGGUGACUUACAACGGAGAUUUCUUCGAUUGGCCUUUCGUGGAGGCACGAGCGAGUGUUCACGGGCUGGAUAUGUACCAAGAGAUCGGCUUUCGAAAAAACAGCGAAGACGUCUACCAAUCUACGCACUGCGCACAUAUGGACGCCUUUGCGUGGGUCAAUCGAGAUUCUUACCUGCCACAGGGAUCGCGAGGUCUGAAGGCUGUCACAGUUGCCAAGUUGGGCUACGAUCCGGACGAGCUGGACCCAGAACUCAUGACACCAUACGCGCAGGAACGGCCACAGACACUUGCAGAGUACUCCGUCUCUGAUGCCGUGGCAACUUAUUAUCUGUACAUGAAAUAUGUGCAUCCGUUCAUUUUCUCCCUCUGCACAAUCAUUCCGCUGGGACCAGACGACUGCCUUCGCAAAGGCACAGGAACUCUGUGUGAGAUGUUGCUCAUGGUGCAGGCAUACCAGAAAGGGAUUGUGCUCCCGAACAAGCACGUGCAACCUCGAGAGGCCUUCUGGGAAGGACAUCUGCUGGAUUCAGAGACCUAUGUUGGUGGCCACGUUGAGAGUAUCGAAUGCGGUGUGUUCCGAAGUGAUAUCCCGAACAAUUUUGCAAUUGACACCACAGCUAUCGAUGAGCUUUUGGACGGCCUGGACGCCGCAUUGCGUUUCACAAUCGAAGUCGAGGAGAAGAAGAAAUUUGAAGAUGUCGAGAACUAUGAUGAGAUCAAGGCGCAAAUCGUAGACCGACUAAUGCAGCUCAAGACGACACCCAACAGGAGCGAACGGCCACUGAUAUACCAUCUGGACGUCGCAUCCAUGUAUCCGAACAUCAUGACGACGAAUCGAUUACAGCCCGACAGCAUGAUUGACGAGGCGGAUUGUGCAGCCUGUGACUUCAAUCGGCCUGGGAAAACCUGUGACCGGCGAUUGCCUUGGUCGUGGAGAGGAGAGUUCUUGCCCGCGAAGCGCGACGAGUACAACAUGAUUCGACACGCGCUUGAGAACGAAAAGUUCCCUGGCAAAUUUGGCGCGAAUAGCGCUACUCGAGCAUUUCAAGAUCUGAGCCUUGAUGAACAGACUGGCCAUGUUCGCAAACGAUUGACGGACUACAGCAAAAAGAUUUACCACAAAAUCCACGAAACAAAGACCAUCGAACGGGAGGCCAUUAUCUGCCAACGCGAGAACCCGUUUUAUGUCCACACAGUCAGAGACUUCCGUGAUCGUCGAUACGAUUUCAAGGGCAAGCAGAAAGUAUGGAAGGGCAAAACUUCCGAGCUCGAAAAAUCUGGUGCAGCACAAAGUGAGAUCGAUGAAGCGAAGAAGAUGAUCAUUCUGUAUGACUCUUUGCAGCUUGCACACAAAGUCAUUCUGAACUCCUUCUACGGAUAUGUCAUGCGGAAGGGAUCACGAUGGUAUUCGCUCGAAAUGGCCGGUGUGACCUGCUUGACUGGUGCCCGUAUCAUCCAAAUGGCACGUCAGAUUGUUGAACGGGUUGGUCGACCAUUGGAGCUUGAUACUGAUGGUAUCUGGUGUAUCUUGCCUGCAACAUUCCCAGAGAACUUUGCGUUCAAGAUGAAGGGUGGGAAGAAACUGGCUAUUUCAUAUCCUUGCGCGAUGUUGAACCACCUUGUCCACGCCAAGUUCACCAAUCACCAGUACGAAGAGCUAGUGGAUCCCUCGAGUUUCAAGUAUGAAAAGCACAGCGACAACUCGAUCUUCUUCGAAGUUGACGGUCCAUACAAGGCCAUGAUCUUGCCUACGUCGAAAGAGGAGGACAAGAACUUGAAGAAGCGGUAUGCAGUGUUCAACGAUGAUGGCUCGCUUGCAGAGCUGAAAGGCUUCGAAGUCAAGCGAAGAGGAGAGCUCAGGCUGAUCAAGAUCUUUCAGCAGCAGAUUUUCAAGUUCUUCUUGGAAGGCAGUACACUCGCUGAGACGUAUGGCGCUGUUGCUAAAGUCGCGAACAAGUGGCUCGAUGUACUCUACUCGCACGGUAACAUGCUUGCAGACGAGGAGCUGAUCGACUUAAUUUGCGAGAACAAAAGCAUGACGAAGACACUUGAGGAGUAUGGUGCGCAGAAAUCUACUGCUAUCACCACAGCAAAGCGUCUGGCCGAGUUUCUGGGCGAGCAGAUGGUGAAGGACAAGGGUCUGAACUGCAAAUACAUCAUCUCGUCGCGGCCAAAGAACGCGCCCGUCACCGAGCGAGCAGUACCGGUUGCUAUUCUCUCUGCCGAGGACUCGAUCAAACGUUAUUAUCUGCGCAAAUGGUUGAAGGAGGAUCCUGGCUCCAUGGAUCCCAGAGACCUCAUCGACUGGGACUACUAUCUUGAGCGCCUCGGCUCUGUCAUUCAGAAACUCAUCACGAUUCCUGCCGCUUUGCAGAAGAUCAAGAAUCCUGUCCCUCGAGUUGCACAUCCAGAAUGGCUGAAUCGCAGAAUUGCUCAGAAAGAAGACAAGUUUCAACAGGUCAAAAUGACGGACAUGUUCCAGAAACAGCCGCUGAAGGAGCUGGAUGCUAACAGGCAGCCGUUGCGAUCAGGUGGCGAUCUGGAGGAUUUCGGCGCGACCCCGAUGUCAAAGCUCAAACCCGCAGCUGCUGCAAAGAUUGUCGCGAGCCAGAAGCGGAAAGUGAGAGACGAGCCAAUCGCGCCAGUCAAUCCAUUCGACAGCUUGCCUGAAGUCAUGCCGAGCAUCACGGAAGACUACGUUGGGUGGCUGAAGUAUCAGAAGAAAAAGUGGAAGAUCCAAAAGGCGGCCAGAAAGAGACGGCGACAACUCUUUGGUGAGAAGAGGCAAGACGCUACUGAUGCUAUUGGAACCUUCUUCCGAAAUCAAGCAGAACUACUGUACACCACAGAUUGGCAAGUGCUACAACUCCGAGAGACCGACUCGCCUGGAGAAGUCAGAGCAUUCGUGCUUAUUGACAAAAAGGUACACCAGCUGAAAGUUGUCGUGCCCCGACAAGUAUAUCUCAACCUGAAAGAGGACGACCUACCUGACGUUUCCGUCGAUGGUGUGAAAGCCGAGAAGAUCGUCAACCACACCUUGCCCAACGGCCAUCCUAGCACGCACCUGUUCAAGCUCACUAUGCCUGAGCAAGUUUACGUCAAGGAGAUUGAGAAGCUAUCGAUGCUUUUCAAUCACUCCAGCGUAGAGGGUGUGUACGAGCGGCAGGUGCCUCUUGAUGUGCGUGCGAUGCUUGAGCUAGGAUGUGUCUGCACAUUCGACGAGAGCCAACGAGGUGUCCUGGGCAAAGGUUUGGAGCAGGGUUUCGAUUUGUCGACACUACGCACGGUGCCACCAAAAAAGCCAUAUAUGGCUUCUGCGAAUUUCAGCUACCUGGCUCUGUACCACAUUUCAGCUGGGGAUAGACAGAUAUAUGCUCUGUUCUCGUCAACGAAAGCAGACGUAAAGAUCAUUGUACUCAACCGGGCACGUAGUGAGCAGGGGAUGCCAAAUGUGGAUCGCAUCUACGAAGAAAUGCUCGCUCGCAAGCUUGAGCAGACCGGUGGUCAACCUUGGCAGACGACCAUUGAGUACCAAGAGAGCUUGCACUUCAAGACAGUUCAGGUGACAACGCAACGACGGGCGUUGCAAGAACUCGGAGACGCCGUCAAGAAGAUGCAGAAAGAAGAGACUUUGCCAAUCAUGCUGGUGCUACAAUCGCAUUCCGCGACGAUGCUGAUGCAUGAUCUGCCGAUUCUGCAGAACAUCCCAUCACUAAGACUGAAGCCCGAUGAGACUGACAAACAACUUCCCCCUCUGGGGUGGCAAUCAUUCGUUGCGAAGAGACUGGUCAACCACUACCUCGAUCUCGGCUCCUGGGUGAAUCAUUUACUGGAAUUCGCUCGUUAUGGGAAUGUGCCGCUCUGCAACCUCGAAGUCGACGAACCCCGUUUCCUGAUCGACAUUGCAUACGCGCGCCGCUUGCAGAAGGAAAAAGUUGUGCUCUGGUGGUCACACGAUGCAAGACCCGACCAUGCUGGCCAUGAAAAAGACGACAUUUUGGGUGGAAUGGAAGUCGUGGAGAUGCCUUCUGUCAACAAUCCUGGCACCUACUCAUCAGUGUGCAUUGAUCUCAGUGUCAAGAACUUGGCGAUCAACACGAUCCUGUCUUCUGCUGUCCUGAAUGAGGCAGAGGGUGCAGGAGGAGAUCCAUUAGGCGUCUCUGCUGCUGGAGCACAAGAAGAUGCCUUGGACGAAACUUCGCAUACGAUCCAGUCAGAAAAUGCCUUCGCCUCCGCGGGCAUCAAUGCGCUUCGUGAGAUGGUCCGCUCAUGGUGGUCGGAGGCUUGCGACGCUGGUGGAAGCAGUAUGGCCGAUGUGCUAGUGCAGCAUCUUGUACGGUGGGUCGAAUCACCAUCUUCUCGUCUUUACGACCGGAACCUGCACUACUAUGUGCAAGUCAUGUCUCGGAAGGCGUUCCAACAGCUCAUGUCUGAGUUCCGACGGGUUGGCUCUCACGUUGUGUUCGCGAAUGCUGGUCGAUUACUUCUGCAGACCAGUAAGGCAGAAGUUGGGAAUGCGUAUGCAUACAGCCAAUACAUCCUCAAGACGAUCUCGACCAAGCCGGCUUUCCACUUUCUGGAUUUGGCCAUCACGGAAUACUGGGACUUUCUUGCUUGGUAUGAUGAAUUCAACUAUGGCGGUAAGGGUUGCGUGCAGGUGGUGGAGGAAGAUGAGCAGACGCUUGACACGAUCAUGCACUGGCAAAUUGCCACUUUCCUGCCGUCGAUCCUUCAGCCUGUGUUCAAUCAAUGGGUUGUCGAAUACAUUGAGCUCAUGCACGGCCGCAAGCGACCGGCUGGAAUCACCAACGGUGCGAUUCCAAGGGCUACUCAACUGCCCAUCCACGCGAGCAUUUUCAACUCCGAGAAGGAUGACCAGACCACGCCAGGCACGGUUUUGCAGAAGAGCUUCUCGAAACCACUGUUGAAACAGAUCCAGCAAUUGAUCAAGCGACAACGCACUGAGGCCUUGCACGAAGAACUCUUGAGUGAUUGGACGUUCCCAACAAUGCCAGGCUCACACCUGAACCCGCAGAACCCUGCCCUCGAGCUCGUGAAAAGCCUCAUGCAAGUCCUGUCUCUCGACAAAACUAUCACGCUCGAGGCGCGUCUACUGCGCAAAGACCUACUCCACCUUUUCGAUAUUCGAGAGUUCUCAUCCGAAGGAAGUUUCACCAAUCCCAGCAGUAGUCUCUGUCUGAAACAGCUAUCGUGUCCUGAAUGCUGCGUCCCCAGAGACAUCGAUUUAUGCCGCGAUGUCGAUCUCAGUGUGCCUUCAUCCUCUGCGAAUGAAGUCACCCUGGCACCCAAUUGCGAAAACUGUUCGAAUGUCUUCUCCCGACUCGUUAUCGAAGAGCGUUUACUCGCGGAUGUCAGCAAGUUGAGCCUGCAAUGGAUGAGCCAGGAUUUGAAGUGUAAGAAGUGUGCAAGAAUCCGGACGAAUGAGUUCAUGGAGCACUGUGCUUGCGCAGGAGAGUGGGUGGGAACAGUCGAUAAAGGGAGGAUCGUGAAGGAGCUGAGGGUUUACGAGAACGUGGCUAAUUACUAUGGGUUGAGGAUGUUGGAGGAUGUGGUGAAAGGAUUCAAAAGUGGAAUCUGAGGAGCUAUGAGUCGAUGAUCAAUGGAUAUGAACGGUUCAUGGUAGGGUGUGGGAUUGCAUUGCGUGGAAUUGCUUGCACAGUGGAUUUGCAGUCGGCAUGGCGAGG